Molecule: messenger RNA, 3105 nt
Organism: Neurospora crassa OR74A
Lineage: Eukaryota; Fungi; Ascomycota; Sordariomycetes; Sordariales; Sordariaceae
Exons: 2
Coding region: 1-3105 (1034 amino acids)
Source: RefSeq, a predicted model, not a curated record
AUGGCUUCCCACAACCAUCACGUAUCACACUCAUGCCAACCGCCGCCAUUAGGCCUCGACGGUGCCAUGCCCUGGCCAGGUCCCAUCUACAGACAAUCGGCCACCUGUCCCCAGUCGCCGGCCCAGCCCACUCAUACCAGAAAGGCAGCGUCGGUGAAAAGUUCGGGAUCGUCUAUCAGCCGUGGCCGGAAGAACAUCGCUGCCUCGGUUAAAGAAUUCUUUCACGGUUUGAGGCCGAGCAACUGCCCCGAACAAGGCUUCACGCUCCGGCAUCAUGAGCGUGAUCAUGGGCAUCCGACGAUUGAUGAGAUCUUGACGACGGGGGAGCGAAACACCUCGACCGCCAUGCAGCCGCGUACCACCAAUGCUCGGAGAUUCACCACACCCAGGCGGAAGAGUGUAGAUUCUGACCCUGGUCAGGCCGAAAUUCGGCAUCACGACCCGAGUACAACCGAUACAAUUGUUUCUGAAGCUUGGAAUAUUCCCGUGGUACUUCCUCGACGAGAUUCGAAUAUCAGUGGCAAGUCGAUGGUUAAAGCAACCCAUAUCCCGGCUAGGAAGAUCACAUCGAGGUUGAAUACGAGAUCGGAUGACGGCCCUAAGGUUACUUAUCAUCGUGGCGACAACCAAAUUUCAUCACUCGAUGGAACUUGGGCCAACAUGGGGGAACGCCGAGUGAAAAGCGGAAAUAUCCCUACCUUUUCCAAGCCAUCGCGGAAACCCGUGCCAACUCAAACCGGCAGUUAUCUUCCCACAUCGUCUCAAGCUCAUCGUGUAAGCACUGCUGACUCCCACAACGUUAUGUCAUCGGCCGUGCCGGGCUAUAACAGAGCUCGCUCACUGUUCCUGGAAAAGCAAGAAGCCCGGCGCCAGCGCCGCAUUCUAAGAGAAGCUGGUGACUACCUCGGAGUGACAGGGGCGAACCCUUACACGGGAAUGUUAGACAAUAUCACGCCCAGAACGAGCAUAGACAUGACGGAGUUUCGUCGUGGUUCUCUCCAACCAUCCCCCCAGGGAUCGCCACGGGGUGAAGAAAAGAGGCGUGGUACUGGGAAACGGACGGGUCCUCGGCAGCCGUCCAAACUCAGAAAAGAAUCGGAACAAUGGCCAUCUGCGGCUUCACCAAACCUAAGUCCAAUCGUUCAAAGCCAGAGCCCAAGCAACAAGAGUGUAGAACCUGCUCAGACGGGAGAGUCAGCCACUACCAGUCACACUUCGAACUCUUUUUUAGGGAUGGAGACAAUGGCGGUUAUGGUACCGUCAGGAGGAAGCCUCGCUUCAGCGACCUCAUUCCCGUCGAACACGAAAUCUCUCAGGUUACGUUUUCAUCCAUUGAUUCCCCGGAGACUGGGCCCUGGUCCGAUGGACACCGGCUCCGUCCCGGGCCCGACUGGGAUAAAGAAGUCCUUCUCCAGGAUCCCAGUGCCAGAUCACUGCCCAGUCUCGCGCAAGAUGUUGCCAGGAACCCCUAUGGCACCCGUCCCCAACAGCGCCAAGGUCAUUUACCCACAUUUGGACCUCACGAACCUGAACCCAGCCCGCCAAUGGGCAAACAUGCUGAUCGAGGAUCUGAGUGGCCUGGAGCGCAGUAUCCGGGACAGCACCAGAGAAGCCAAGGCAUGGGCGAGUUCCAUAACCCAGGACAUCAGUGGGUUGGGGCAGGCGCUCCACCUCCCACAACCCCAAUCUGCUUGCACACCCAUCAUCACCAUUACUGGCUGCGAGUCCAGUCCUCACCGCCAGCUUCCCUCCGCCAUAAGGGAAAUCUGCCCCCAAAGACCCGAAGCCAAGGCCCCUCAAAAGGCAAGAAAGACGUCAGGAAAGAAAGCAGUCAAGCGGCUUCAGAAGACGUUACAAUCCGUAACCGAAUCGUCGUCACACCAGACAUCGUCCCCGUCGCCGAGCGCCGUACCCAAGAGCGGCUCUUCGACGCCGCUGGAUUCCCCUCCCAGCAUGCAACCGAGCGUAUCGCCGAAACUCGCAAGACCAGAUCUCCAUCAUCACCACAGCUGGAUAGCAUCACUGACCGCAGACCGGGUUGCAGAGAUGGUGGCAGAAGAUCUGGCACGUGCUUCCCAGGACGAGUUACCAAGAGCAGCCAGCGUUACUAUAUCGUCAACCCAAGAGACAAUGCGCACGAAGGACGAGGCGAAAACCUCCCGGCGCGUGUCGACGCCUCGUCCUCAGGAACAGACGGGCUGGGAGAUGCGCAAGACGAUGAGAGGGGAAGCGGAAAUCCAAGACCCAACAAACGGAAAGAGACGGUCACCUCUCACGUCCACUCAUACGCGCCGGCCAAGUCUGGCGAAGUCGAAGAGCUGGUCGUCGAAGAACCAGAAUUCGGCCGAUAUCAAAACUUUGACGCAGGCGAUGGUGCAGGGGGCAGCGCGAGCAGCGUUUACGCAACACCCAGCGAACCAAAGAACGGGGUCGGAAGGGAUCCCAGCAUCGGCGUCAGGAUCGGACUCGGCAUCAACCACGGGACAGGCCACGACUGGAGACAUGAAAGCUGGGGAAGCAACGGGAGCGGCCGAAAAUGCGAUGGCGGUCGAGUUGGGAACAAGUCCAAUGACGUCAUUACUAGAACAAAGGAACAAGCGUCACAAGCGUCAAAAGCUGAAGGACAGCGCCGGCCACGGCGGCGAUGACAAUGACGGUCGUUCCAGAAGCCAAGACCCGAAGUCUAAAGUCAGUGAACCCCAGACGUGCCAAGGAGAUGGGGCGGCGGCUAGUGACGAUCUGUAUCGGCUUUUCCCAGGCUUGGCACUCCCUGUCAGGUCGAUGGUGGCAGCGGGAUCAGGAGGGCAGCCUUUCGAGGUGCUGGUCGGGGUCCGGAUCGUGGUGUCAGUAGUGGUUACCUUUGUAGCGCAGUUUGUCUGUGCGUACUGGGCCUUUGUGCGGCCGGUGUUUCAUCUCGAUUCGCCGCUUCACAAGAGGUACGCACGGGGACAGGCGACGCUGGGAGACGUGGUGGUUUAUGUCUUUGCGCUGAUGUUUGUCUUUUUGGCGGGCGCGGCUGUGGUGUGGGUGAUCAGGGGCACGGUUCUUGUGUGCCGUCUGGUCAGGGCGAUUAUCGGAGGAUUGGCAAUGUUGGCGGGUUUGUGA